Thalassophryne amazonica is the source of this 3158-nucleotide messenger RNA. It is a transcript of the gene snap91a, whose product is annotated as synaptosome associated protein 91a. Gene Ontology annotation, molecular function: 1-phosphatidylinositol binding; SNARE binding; phosphatidylinositol-4,5-bisphosphate binding. Lineage: Eukaryota; Metazoa; Chordata; Actinopteri; Batrachoidiformes; Batrachoididae. Gene Ontology annotation, biological process: clathrin coat assembly; clathrin-dependent endocytosis; synaptic vesicle budding from presynaptic endocytic zone membrane. Gene Ontology annotation, cellular component: synaptic vesicle; clathrin-coated pit; clathrin-coated vesicle. The record is from RefSeq and is a predicted model, not a curated record.
UGAUCUGAACGGUGCCGAAGAGGCGGGGCGACGAGCUCAGAAAUACAAAUAAAUUAACGGAAAAGAAACACACCGCCACCCAUCGAGCCGGUGGAUAAACGAGCGUCACCGGGGUCACAGCUGGGCCGCAGAGAGGAGGAGAACACCGCCGCGGUACCGGAGGAUGCUGAGGAGGAGGCGAGGAGAGGAAGCGAGGAGACAUCCAGCAAAACAAAAGGCUCCAAUUUACAACCCACACCGAGAGUUCGGACUCGGAUUAUUACGCUCGUGUCGCUUUUUUAUUUUCUAGUUCCAGAACCGCGGACGCGCACAGUUCCAGGCUUGUUAUGCAACUGGGAUCCGUUCCGUAGGAAGCGGGCUGAGUUCGAAUCCCGGCCGAGGAAGACUGAUCCGGUCUGUGUGCUGACGGUGGACAGCGGGUCUAAGAUGUCGGGUCAGACUCUGACGGACCGCAUCGCCGCGGCUCAGUACAGCCUGACCGGGUCCGAGGUGUCCCGGGCCGUGUGCAAGGCCACCACGCACGAGCAGACCGCCCCCAAGAAGAAACACCUGGAAUAUCUGAUCCAGGCCACACAGGAGUCCAAUGUGAACGUCCCACAGAUGGCGGACACGCUGAUCGAGAGGGCCGGCAACGCCAGCUGGGUGGUGGUUUUCAAAGCGCUGAUCACCACGCACCAUCUCAUGGUGCACGGCAACGAGAGAUUUCUCCAGUUCCUGGCUUCUAGAAACACCUUGUUCAAUCUCAGCAACUUCCUGGACAAAACUGGCUCCCACGGUUACGACAUGUCCACAUUUAUCAGACGCUACAGCCGUUAUCUCAAUGAGAAAGCCUUUGCCUACAGACAGAUGGCUUUUGACUUCGGCCGAGUCAAGAAAGGAGCUGAGGGAGUGAUGAGGACCAUGACGGUGGAGAAGCUGCUGAAGGGAAUGCCAACUCUGCAAAGCCAAAUCGACGCGUUGCUGGAUUUUGAUGUGCAUCCAAAGGACUUGAACAAUGGAGUAAUAAAUGCCUGUUUUCUUCUGCUCUUCAAAGAUCUCAUCAAGUUAUACGCCUGCUAUAAUGACGGCAUCAUUAACCUGCUUGAAAAGUUUUUUCAGAUGAAAAGGAGCCAGUGUAAGGAUGGGCUGGAGAUCUAUAAGAGAUUUCUGACACGAAUGAUUCGAGUUUGAUUCUUCAAAAUUGCUGAGCAAGUGGGAAUAGACAAGAACGACAUUCCUGAACUUACUCAGGCCCCAGAAAGUCUUCUGGAGUCCCUGGAGACCCACCUCAACACUUUGGAGGGGAAGAAACCAGAGGAUAAGUCGCCCACCAAGCAGGAAGCAACAGCCAACAACAGCUCAUCGGCUGCAGCUGGACCCAUAAAGCCUGCGGCUCCCGCUGCCACUGGCGGGCCCCCCGCUCGCCCUGGGCCCCCUGCCAAACCCCCACCACCCUCUAUCACACACACUGCAACACCCCCUGCCCCCACCGCAACCACUAGCAAUGCCCUUGAUGACGGCUUCUUAUUGGAUCUAGACCCAAUGUCAUCCCCAUCGAAAGGUGCUGCUGUGGCAGCGUCCUCCACCACUGGAUGGGGAGAUCUCCUGGCUGAGGCAACUCCGGCUGCUGCCGAUGGUGCUCCUAAAGCUCUGUUGAAGGAGGGAGAGUCUGCUGUAGCCGCUGCAGCCUCACCGGCACUCGCCUCGUUGCCCGGCUCAGCUGCCACCGCCUCUUCAGCCGCAGACAUUGACCUUUUCGGAGGAGACGGUUCUGCUGUCCCGGGCCCCGCUACAGAUGCAUUUGGUGGAUCUGACCCCUUUGCUACGACGGAGGGGAGUGCCGACAUUGCUCCAGAGUUGGACCUGUUUGCUAUGAGGCCCGCUGACAUGGGGGCUGCUGUCAUCACCUCUCCUGCCGCUAGUGAGGCGCCAAUCAUCGCUGCUCCCAUUGCUGACCCCGCUGACCCCACCCCUUCCACCACCGACACCACCACAGAGUCUGCAGCCGCCCCGACUCUAGAUCUCUUUGGUGAUGUGUUUGAUUCUAAGCCUGAGCAAAGUCCAACCACAGAACCCAAAGCUGCUGCCACUCCUAGCGUAGACCUUUUUGGUGCAGACCUUCCUGCUGUGUCACGCGGGGCCUCCCCUUUGCCCGAGCUGGCUCCGUCUGGAGACAUUGUGACCGAGUCGUUUUCAGCUCCUGCUCCUGCUCCUGCUUCACCUCCCACUCCAGAGGCCUCCUCUCCACCCAAAGCCGAGGCAGCACCAGUCAUUGACCUGCUGGACUCCUUCAGUGGAUCUGUGGAGGAGGUGCAGAGCUCUGCUCCUGGAGGACCUGGAGAUGACCUGCUUGGAGGCUUGAUGUCACCGACGUUGGCUCCGGCCGCAGCUCCUCUGGCUCCAGCCUUGGCGCCGACUUUAACACCGGUGCAGCAGAACGACCUCCUGGAGUCGGGCUUCGACGUUCUCGGUUCCCUUCCUUCUCCGACAGCACCUCUACCUGCUGCAGUCCCGGUGGCGUCCGUAGCAACAGCAGGACCUCAACCUGCCACCACCACCACAGCGCCACCCUCUGGCAGCUUUGAUGCGUCAAUGUUUGAUGGAUUAGGUGACCUGCUGAUGCCUGCUGUGACGCCACAGAGCACCGGGGGCAGCACCAUGGGAAACAAGGGAACUCCCGUGUCAGGAGGCGUAGCAAUCGCUCCAGCCACCACCCCACCACCGAGCAAAACCAUCGGCGGAGAUCUGGACUCUUCACUGGCCAACCUGGUUGGAGACCUCGGAGUCAAGAAAAAGGACCCACAAAGUGAAAAGAAGCUGACAGGAGGAGCCAACUGGAUGCCCCAGGUCGCUCCCACCAGCUGGGCCACGCCAGGAGCCCCCAUGGCUGGAGCUUGCACUGGACCGCCUGGUGCACCAGGAGCUGCACCCCCUAGUGGAGCCAUGGUGCCACCAAUGAGCUCACAGCCAGGAUUUGGCAUGAUUCCUGCAGGAGGACCUGGAGCUCCUGUGAUGCCACCCCUGAUGGGGCAGCCCAUGAUGAGGCCUCCCUUUAGUGGAGCAGCUCCUGGACCUGCUGCACCGGGAGCACCGGUUUCUCCAGGACCUCCAAACCAGACUCCCAAGAAGCCCAAGGAUCCUCUGGCAGAACUCGACCUCAAGGACUUCUUAUAAUGACC